Molecule: messenger RNA, 2686 nt
Organism: Colossoma macropomum (tambaqui)
Lineage: Eukaryota; Metazoa; Chordata; Actinopteri; Characiformes; Serrasalmidae
Product: tumor necrosis factor receptor superfamily member 14-like
Exons: 6
Coding region: 85-648 (187 amino acids)
Biological process (GO): defense response to Gram-positive bacterium; positive regulation of cytokine production involved in immune response; positive regulation of T cell migration
Cellular component (GO): external side of plasma membrane
Molecular function (GO): protein binding
Source: RefSeq, a predicted model, not a curated record
UAGGCUCCAGCACCCCACCGUGACCCAGAAGGAUAAGCGGUUUAGAUGAUUUUUACCCCCAAGGACUAGAGGACGUUCCCAAAGAUGAAGAUCAACCUUAUACUGGGAGCUUUGCUCAUCCUCAUUGAACGGGGUACUUGCUUAUGUGAAUGGGCACAGUAUGAGAUAAAUGGGAAAUGUUGUCCCAUGUGUGCAUUUGGGACUUACGUCUAUAAAAGCUGCACUAAUGACAUGAGCACCAUUUGCAUACAGUGUACAGUAUGUGAUCCUGCUCAAGGAUUAAGAGUAAAGACUGCCUGCACAUGGUCAUCAGAUACAGUCUGUGAGCCAAUAGAUGGAUAUUACUGUACUGAUCAACAAAGAGGCAGCUGUAUACAAGCUGUAGAGCAUACAAACUGCAGCCCUGGACAAUAUAUAAAGCAUAUAGGAACAGCCUUUAAAAAUACUGAAUGUGCUGAAUGUCUAGAUGGUACCUACUCAGAUGGCUCCCUUCAAGUUUGUCAACCACAGGAGUAUGAAGAUCUGGGAUUUACACCUAUAGUUCUCCUUAUUGUUGGAUUAGUUGUAGUAGCUGCAGUGGCAGUGUAUUUCAAAAUGGCAUAUAAGUCUGUCCAACGGCAUGAGGAAAACAGCUAUAUUGACUGUUAGGGGUACUGACUCGUGCACCUUCUUCUGAGUGCCAGAUGGAUAUAAUGAUUCUAGGAGAAGGAGCAGAGUUGCUAACAUUGGAGUUCAUUCACCAACCGUUCUUAAGAAGAAAUUCUUCUUACCUCAACAUAGUUUUCAUGAAGAUUUUGACAUUCACCAAUAUUUUUUUAUUUGGGAUUUGUUCAUAGGUAUAAACAGAAUCAACACACUCUCAAGAGCACAAAAGUGUGAACAGUUCUGCGGUUGAAGAACACGUCAAAAAUCUGACUUAGACUUUUCUUAGGACGUUUCUCAAGAACAAAUUGAAGAAAAAAACUAAGCAAACUAUUGGCAAAUGAGGCCCAUUCUUACCUUUAACAUAUUACGAUAAUUUGAAGAGGACAGUUUGACAAGGCCAACUUAAACUUUCAAGGUUAACUGCUAGGUGGUUGCUGGGGUAUCUUAGGUGCUACUAUAUCUCUUCUGGUUGCUUGGAUUAUGCCAUAUGGUUACAGUUGGAUGUGAUUGUUUGAGGUUUUCACCUAUUAUUGCUAAGCAGUUGCUAGGUGGUUGCUAUGGUGUUCCAUGCAGUUUCUAGGGUGUUGCUCGGUGGUUGUUGUGAUAUCGUAGGGGAUCUUUCAUAAUUGGUAAGUUUUUUGCUAGAGUACAGCUAGGUGAUUGGUAUGAUAUUUUAGGUGGUUGCUAUGGUAUUUUAGGCAGUUAAUGUUGUGUGGCAGGUGGUUGUUACAAUAUUGCCAGGUUGUGGAUAUAUUAUUCUGUGUAGUUGCUAAAGCGUUGCUCUUUAGUUACUAGGUGUAUUCUAGAUUCUCAUUCAGGUGUUCAAAAGCUGUCUUUAGGUAACUGGUAAGUUGUUUGCUAGGGUAUAGCUAGGAGGCUGCAGUGAUAUAUUAAGUGGUUCUUAGGGUGUUGCUAAGCAGUUAAUGUGGUGUAGCAGGUGGUUGUUACAAUAUUGCCAGGUUGUGGAUAUAUUAUUCUGUGUAGUUGCUAAGGUCCUGCUAUUUAGUUACUAGGUUUAUUCUACGUUCUCACUCAGGUGUUCAUAGGCUGUCAUUAGGUAAAUAGUAAGUUUUUGCUAUGGUGUAAGUAGGAGGCUGUAGUGAUAUAUUAGGUGGUUGUUAGGGUGUUGCUGAGCAGUUGCUCUAGUAUCUAUGGUGGUGGCUAGGGGGUUCUAGGUAGUAGCUACAGGGGUUUAGGUGGUUGUUUGCUGGUUGGUAUGUUAAUUCAGCAGUUGCUAUAGAAUUGCUAGGCAGUUGCUGCGGUAACUGGUAGUUUUUUUUCUAGGGUAUAGCUAAGUGGUAGUUAUGAAAUCUCUGGUGGUUGUUUGGGGAUUGCUAGGUGGUUGCUGUUUCAAGCAGUUAUCUUAUUCUGUUAUUCUAGUUUCAAUAUAGCUAUAUUAAUCUAGAUUUGCUAAUGUGUUGCUAUUUAAUUGUUACGAUAUUAGUUACUAGGGUGUUAAGCUAGUUGGCUGCUAUGAUAUAUUAGGUGGUUGUAAGGGUGUUGCUAAGCAGUUGCUAUAGUAUCCAAGGUGAUGGCUAGGGUGUUACUAGGUUGUAGCUAUAGGGGUUUAGGUGGCUGUUAGCUAGUUAGUCUGGUAAUUCAGUAGUUGCUGUGGUGUUGCUAGGCAGUUGCCAUGGUAUUAUAGGAGGUUGUUGCUAAGUGGUAACAGUUAGCCAAAUAGUGGUGAUUGGUAGAAUAAGAGGUUUUUGUAAGAGGGAUGAUUCAAUUUCAUGAUGUUGUUAAUUCUUUCAUUCAUUCCUUUGUAUAUUAAGAUGCUGAGUUGGCUAACCAAACUGACUGUUAGAGUGAGACUCAAUUGGACACAGCACUACUGGACAACAGAGCUCAAAAUCUGACUCUCUGGUCAAAAAACGGAUAACUGGCAACCCUAGUUAGAUAUAAGUAGGCAUCACGCACAUAGAUAUAUAGAGGGUUGGGAUCAAGUGGCUUUAGCAGAGCUGAGUAACACUGAGAUUAAUAACUGAUCAUCACAUUGAUUUAUCAGUCUACUCCGGCUUUAGCAGAGCUCAGUAUGCCUGAG